Molecule: messenger RNA, 1239 nt
Organism: Carcharodon carcharias (great white shark)
Lineage: Eukaryota; Metazoa; Chordata; Chondrichthyes; Lamniformes; Lamnidae
Product: hyaluronan-binding protein 2-like
Exons: 3
Coding region: 12-437 (141 amino acids)
Biological process (GO): proteolysis
Molecular function (GO): serine-type endopeptidase activity
Source: RefSeq, a predicted model, not a curated record
UUACAGAAUCGAUGUUGAAAGUUGCACUUGGCAGAACAUAUGUCCGCAGGAAAAAAGGAGUAAUUUUUGACGUUGAACGGAUUAUUAUCCAUGGGUCCUAUAAAAAAACCAAUAAUGUAUUAUACAAUGAUAUUGGGAAGUUUCUAAAUCAAUUGUUGAAAGCCACGGUGAAACUGCUGGACAGAAAUCUCUGUAAGAAACCAGAAAUUUAUGGAAAUUUGUUGGGUGAGAACAUGAUUUGUGCCGGAUAUUUGAAAGGAGGUUCGGCAGACGCCUGCAAGGGUGAUUCCGGAGGACCACUUUCUUGUGUGAGAAAUGGAAAGCGCUAUCUCUAUGGAAUCAUCAGCUGGGGAAUUAGCUGUGGGAUGAAAAAUAAACCCGGUGUUUAUCUCAAUGUUACCAAAUUCCUUGACUGGAUAAAAAGAUAUAUUCAAUAGAUUCAAUGGUGUGAACUUAAAUCUUAAUUAAGAACCUUUGUUUAAAGUUUAACCUUUACUAUGUUGAUUCUCCUUUGAUUUCCUCAUUUUCCAUUUUCCUCCUUGGAUAGAUGCAGUUAUUUAGAAUUUACAUAAAAACAAUAUUAUGCACCUCUGAAGGUCUACAAUAUAUUUGCAUAGGCAUUUGGUAUUGGUCUGCCACUUGCUUUAAAGUAGCUCUUCUCACAUGUGAGCGAUCAUGUUGUAGAAACUCAACUUACCUACAUAAGAAGACUUGUACAUAUGUGCUUGAAGCUCUUGUGACUAUUUGUAAAAAUCUUGACCCCAAAGUUCUUGGACUCUGGAAGAGCAGAAAACAUCAGGAACAUUAGGACUAUUGAUUAUAAACUGUGAAUUGCCAUUCUUAGGAUAUCAGUAGGAAUUGGUAAUGAAUAAUCAUUCCUUCUAUGUAUAAAAGUUUAGAUUCUCUUUGGGUAAGAUUUUAGCUCCUAUUACAACUCUUAAAUACUUAUCAGUGACUCCAAUGAAACAUUGACUUUUAACAACAUUCCUAUCCCAAAUAAACAUAAAAGCAAUACUUUUAUUGUUAGGGAUUGAAGUACAUUGAGUAGUUAUUUGCAAAUAAUUACUCAGUUAUGAAUUUUACAUAACACAAUGGAAAAGUAAUCAAGGUCACUUAUAUAUUGUUUUCAAUCAAAAACGAGUCUUAAGACCCAAAAUCGUCCAACUGGGCAGAACACAGCUCAGGUGGAUUUGUCAUGGUGAACUGGGGAAUUUGGAAAGGAACACAGAUCUCCCAGAU